CCCUUCACCUCCCCAAGUGUAAGGCACCGCUGCACCCCCGCCCCGCCGGCCGCUGCCCACAUUCCCUCGGCCCCGGGGGCACGGCGAACCCUUGGCAGUGCGGCUUUAUGGGCCCCCUUUAAGGCCGGCGGAGGCAUCUCCCGGCCAGUGUGAGGCGUCCCAUCAGGAGCAGCGGAAUCGCCUCGGAUCCCUCCGCGCGGUUAUCUCGCCCCCAUCUGGCUCCCUCUCCGCGCAGUGGCGUGGUGCGAAAAUGCCUCGCCGGGGCGCACCGAGUCGGCAGCCCCGGCGGCGGCGGCGGCGAGAGCGGUGGGAGGGGGCCGCGGGGGGGGCGAGGUGAGAGGUGGCGGGCAGAGGGUGUUUUUUUUCUUUUCCCUUCAGAGCGGGGGUUUGUAAACCGAAGCCAAAGAGUGUCCCCGUGGGCCGGGCGCACUUUUUUUUCUUGUCCCGGUGCGCACAGGGCCGCCUGGUGCCUGAGAGGAAACUGGAGGCAGCAGGGCAGGUCACCCGGGGCGUCGGCGAUUAAAUUGCGGUCGAGCCGGCUCGCGCAGAGAGAGGCCGGGAGGGCGGUGAGCGUGGGGGCUGGGUGAGGCCCCGCGACCCGCGAGAGAGACGGCGCGAGGCCGAGGCGGCAGGCUCGAAAGCCGGGCAUGAGCGCCCAGUAGACGAGCGCCCGCGGCUGCCGAGCCUCAGAGGCCACGCGCGGGCGGGCGGCAGCAGCAGCAACGUAACCCGGCGGCCCCAGCGGCGUGAGCAGCCGCCCCAGAGGCCCCCGCGGCAGUGCAGCCGCGCAGAGGCGCGCUCCCUGCCUGCUCCGCUCCGCCCGCCCGCCCGGGGCCGCCCUCCCUCGGUCCCCGGCCGCCGCCGCCCCGAUGAGCUCGUACUUCGUGAACCCGCUGUACUCCAAGUACAAGGCGGCGGCCGCCGCGGCCGCGGCUGCGGUGGGCGAGGCCAUCAAUCCCACUUACUACGACUGUCACUUCGCGCCUGAGGUCGGCGGCCGCCACGCCGCUGCCGCCGCCGCCCUGCAGCUCUAUGGCAACAGCGCCGCCGGCUUCCCGCACGCACCCCCGCAGGCGCACGCGCACCCGCACCCGUCGCCACCGCCCGCCGGGCCGGGUUGCGGUGGUGGGGGCGUCCCGGGCCCGGGCCAAGACUACUUCCACCCCGGCGGGGGCAGCCCGGCCGCAGCUUACCAGGCCGUCCCCCCUCCUCCUCCGCAUCCUCCGCCUCCGCCUCCCCCCUGCGGCGGGAUUGCCUGUCACGGGGAGCCCGCGAAGUUUUACGGAUACGAUAACUUACAGAGACAGCCGAUUUUUACGACCCAGCAAGAGGCCGAGCUGGUACAAUAUCCUGACUGUAAAUCGUCCAGUGGUAAUAUUGGCGAGGACCCAGACCACUUAAAUCAGAGCUCGUCUCCUUCUCAAAUGUUUCCCUGGAUGAGACCACAAGCUCCUGGUAGACGAAGAGGAAGACAAACCUACAGUCGUUUCCAAACCCUGGAGCUGGAAAAGGAAUUCCUUUUUAACCCUUAUCUGACCAGAAAGAGAAGAAUCGAGGUUUCCCACGCCCUAGCCCUCACCGAGAGACAGGUAAAAAUCUGGUUCCAGAACAGGAGAAUGAAAUGGAAAAAGGAGAACAACAAAGACAAGUUCCCGGUUUCGCGACAAGAGGUGAAGGAUGGGGAAACUAAAAAGGAAGCCCAAGAGCUGGAGGAAGACAGAGCUGAAGGCCCAACGAAUUAAAUUCUACCUUUAAAAUUCUACCAUUGACUAUUAAAGCUAAUGAUCAACAUAUGCUGGUGGAUACCACCAAUUUUCUUGUUGGAAAAACUACCUGUAUUUCAAGCUACCUUCAUGUCACUGCUCUUGAGGUUUCUGCUCUUUGAGAGGGAUUUGGGUGUUUAAAAAGUUUCUAGUGUGAUAUAGAAGCAGCACUUGAGCUGUCCUAUAUAAGGGUAAUUUGAUCUUACCUUGUAGCGAUAUUUUUAUAAUGGUAGUUUUUUAAUGUCUGAGCUAGUGAUUUGCCUCAACAACAUAAACUUCCUAAUGAUUAGCACUAAAUAAUUGAAUAUAAAAUGCUUUAUUAAUCAAACAAGUGCACUUGAACAUUUUAAAUCUUUUCUUUAUGGUGAGUAAAUUAAAAGAAGUUUAUUAA
This is a messenger RNA of Hipposideros armiger (great roundleaf bat), 2154 nucleotides long. RefSeq names its product homeobox D8 (gene HOXD8). Bases 870 to 1742 code for a protein of 290 amino acids. The transcript is spliced from 2 exons. Gene Ontology annotation, cellular component: nucleus. NCBI's taxonomy places the organism in Eukaryota, Metazoa, Chordata, Mammalia, Chiroptera, Hipposideridae. Gene Ontology annotation, molecular function: RNA polymerase II transcription regulatory region sequence-specific DNA binding; DNA-binding transcription factor activity, RNA polymerase II-specific. The record is from RefSeq and is a predicted model, not a curated record. Gene Ontology annotation, biological process: regulation of transcription by RNA polymerase II.